Messenger RNA from Passer montanus (Eurasian tree sparrow), 2141 nucleotides. It is a transcript of the gene LRRC61, whose product is annotated as leucine rich repeat containing 61. Gene Ontology annotation, cellular component: cytoplasm. Gene Ontology annotation, biological process: outer dynein arm assembly. The coding region runs from base 259 to 1206 and encodes 315 amino acids. The transcript has 2 exons. Lineage: Eukaryota; Metazoa; Chordata; Aves; Passeriformes; Passeridae. Gene Ontology annotation, molecular function: protein binding. The record is from RefSeq and is a predicted model, not a curated record.
GGGGGUGGAACACGGUGGGUCUGGGGGGUGUUGGGGUGAGGGCCGGUUGGGGUGUGGGGGCUCCCCGUGGGCUCUGGACCUGUCCCUGUUCCCCCCAGAUAUGACCCCCGCGUGUCCCCCGAGCACACCCAUGGCUUUUGGGUCCUCCACGUGUCCCCACAGCCCCGAGACACCCCCGGGUGUUCCCCACAUACGUCUCUGCGCCCCAGUUCCUGCACAGAUGUGUCCCACACGUGUCCCCACACGCCAGGACACCCCAUGUCCUUCCAGAGCCGCUCCCCAGUGCCACCCGCAGCCCCUUUCCGUGGGGAUGGAGGGGCGCGGGGAGGAGGAGGUGACACCCCCGGGUGUGCCCCACGCCCCCUGACACGCGUCCCCUGUUCCCCCAGACGUGCCCUGCGUGUGUCCCCGUGCCCCACCCGCACGCCACGCGUGUCCCCACGCCUCGGGGCACCCCACAGACCCCCCCCAGCCCCGCUGUCCCCCCGGGAGCUCCCCGCAGGGAUGGAGGGGCGCGGGGAGGAGGCGCCGGAGCCGGAGGUGUUGGAGCCGUCAGAGGAGGAUGAGGAGGAGGAAGAGGAGGAGGAAGAAGAGGAGGACGACGGCUCCGGGGUGCGGGUGACGCCGGCGCUGCUCAAGGCCACGACGGGCGAGUUCUCCCUGGAGUCCAUCCUGCUGCUGCGGCUGCGCGGCCGCGGCAUCGCCCACCUGGGCUGCCUGGCCGACUGCUCCAACCUGGAGUGGCUGGACCUGUCCGGCAACGCCAUCGCGGGGCUGGCGCCGCUGGCCACGCUGCGCGCCCUGGCCGUGCUCAACCUGGCCGCCAACCGCGUGGCCAGCGUGGAGCCGCUGCGGGGCUGCCGCAGCCUGCGCCAGCUCAACCUGGCGGGCAACCGCCUGCGCAGCCUGCGCCAGCUGCGCUGCCUGCAGGGCCUGCGCCACCUGGAGAGCCUGCGCCUGCGGGACCCGCUGGGCAACCUGGGCAACCCGCUGUGCGCCGCCGCGCCCGCCUACCGCGCCACGCUGGCCGCCAUGCUGCCCGGCCUCAAGGCCAUCGACGGGCAGCGCGCCGUGCUGGAGGAGGCCACGCGGCAGCUGGGCCAGGCCCUGCGCGAGUGCCGCGAGCUCGGCCGCCGCGCCGACGACUCCAUCGCACAGGCCCAGCGCGCGCUCGGCCGCCGCCAGCACGGCGACUUCGGCUUCUGAGGGGAGCGGGGCGCGGCCCCACGCAGGCACCGCGGGCUGGGGCCGGCAUCGCCUGGGCUGUGGGAGCCCAAAGGUGGGACUGGAGAAACCCCAAAGCCACCAGAGCCAAAGCCACCAUCAUCGGAGCCACAGGACCCCAAAAAUGGAGCCAGGAGAACACCCAGAGCCACAAGUCUGAGCUGUGGGACCCCAAAGGAGGGACUGAAGAACCCCCAAAACCACUAGAGCCCAAAGCCACCGUCAUGGGAGCCACAGGAGCCCAAAUAUGGGGCCAGGAGAACACCCAGAGCCACAAGUCUGAGCUGUGGGACCCCAAAGAUGGGACAGGAGAGCCCCCAAAGCCACCACAGUACAAAGCCACCAUCAUCUGAGCCACAGGACCCCAAAAGCGGGGCCAGAAGAACACCCAGAGCCACAAGUCUGAGCUGUGGGACCCCAAAGAUGGGACCAGAGAACCCGCAAAGCCAUCACAGCCCAAAGCCACUGUCAUCUGAGCCACAGGACCCCAAAAACGGGGCCAGGAGAACCCCCAGAGCCAUCACGAGUCCAGCUGCUUCAUUCCAAACUGUGAGACCCCCAAAGCAGGUCUAGGAGCCCCUCAGUGCCACCCCUGCCCAAGUCCAUGCCUGAGCCGUGGGAGCCCAGGAAUGGAUCCAGGAAAGCCCCAGAGCCCACACUGUCACCGUGAGACCCCCAGAGCCACCACCAGCCCGUCUCCUUCCCCUGCGAGCUGUGGGACCCCCACGCUGGAGCUGGGGUACCCCAGAGCCACCCAGGAUCCCCGGGGAGCCACGGGGAGCCAGCCUCGCCUGGGGACAUCUCGGGGACAGGGGACGUGGUGGCACUGCGCAUUAAACAUGUCCUACCCUCGGUGUCCCUUGUCCUGCGGCCUCAGGGGUCUCCACUGCUCAGCCCGCACCCAUCGUGUCCCUGUC